GCUUACGAAGAUGGUUGAAGUUUCUUCUUCCUUGAAGUGAAGCCCAGGCUGAAACCUAAACAUCCUGCACACCGAGGGCUGGGAGUUGACCGCAGCGUUACCAAUUUUGUUUUACAGCAUCCCUUCGGACCGGGCCUUCAUCCCAGCCCUAUGUCAUGGCCGGUGGAGUCACCAAGUCGGGCACUUCCAAUGGUUACCCUAUGAAGGCACAGCUACAGAUCAUUGUGCUAUCAGCAAAACUAAAAGAGAACAAGAAAAACUGGUUUGGUCCCAGUCCUUAUGUGGAAGUGACAGUCGACGGCCAGUCCAAGAAAACUGAGAAAUGCAACAACACCCACAGCCCCAAAUGGAAGCAGCCACUCACUGUGAUUGUGAGUCCAUUCAGCAAACUGGUGUUUCGUGUGUGGAGCCACCAGACCCUGAAGUCAGACGUGUUGCUAGGCAUGGCCACGCUGGACGUCAGUGACACGCUCAAGUCUAACGACAUGAAAAUCUCUGAAGUGGUGCAGACCUUACAGCUGUGUGCAGACAGAGACCAGUCGGAUGUGGUGGGAGACCUGUCUGUCUGCCUGGACGGCAUGACCGUCGACCCCGAGAUGUUCGCCACGGCUGAGGCCGACCAUCACAGUAAAUCAAAUGGGGAAUCACAACCAAAUGGGGAUCAUGUCAUAAGGCGGAGUCGGGACAGCUCUCCGGCUGUGGACAGUGUGGAGCACAGGUCUUCUCCCAGUGGCCGGAGGUCAGCGAACAGCACAGGGUCUCCCUCGGUGUCAUCAGGGGGCUCGAGGCCUCUCCGCCCACCCAGGCCCUCCAGACCUCCUCCGCCAACUCCCCGCAGACCCACCUCUUCACCAGCAUCUUCCAGCAAUGGCUCUGCACCAGCUGAUGGUAGCGAUGGUCAGUCAGGUUCUGAUACACCGGUGCGAACGCCGGCCUCAGCACCCUCAUCAGCCCCAGACUCCAGUCCAUCGGCAGGCUCGGACAGGAACUCCACAUUGGCCUCCGGCUCUGGAGCUGCAGCAACCAGACAGCCAACCAGCAGCGUCGCGCCUGCUGUGACUCCCAGGGUCCCCGCUGUCAACGCUGGACCAUUGCCUCCUGGGUGGGAGCAGAGGGUGGAUCAGAACGGCAGAUUGUAUUUUGUCGAUCACGUGGAAAAGAGAACAACGUGGGAGCGCCCUGAACCGCUGCCCCCUGGCUGGGAGCGUCGUGUCGACCAGAUGGGGCGGGUCUACUUCGUCGAUCACAUCACGCGAACCACCACUUGGCAGCGCCCCACGAUGGAGACGGUGCGUAACUACGAGCAGUGGCAGCACCAGCGCAGCCAGCUGCAGGGUGCCAUGCAGCAGUUCAACCAGAGGUUCAUAUUCGGGCUACAAGACCAGGUCUCAGCCACUCAGAAUAAGGAGUUUGAUCCCCUCGGUCCUCUGCCGCACGGAUGGGAGAAAAGAACGGACUCGAAUGGCAGAGUUUAUUUUGUACAUCACCCUACGAGGACAACGCAGUGGGAGGACCCACGGACACAGGGGUUGCUGAAUGAGAAGCCACUUCCAGAGGGCUGGGAGAUGAGGUUCACUGUCGACGGUAUUCCCUACUUUGUAGACCACAACAGGAGAACGACCACCUACAUUGACCCUCGCACAGGAAAAUCCUCGCUUGAAAACGGACCUCAGAUCACCUAUGUACGAGACUUCAAGGCCAAAGUACAGUACUUCAGAUUCUGGUGCCAGCAACUGUCAAUGCCUCAACACAUCAAGAUCACUGUAUCCAGAAAAACCUUGUUUGAAGACUCCUUCCAGCAGAUAAUGAGCUUUAAUGCUCAAGAUCUGCGAAGGAGACUAUGGAUCAUCUUCCCUGGAGAAGAAGGCCUCGACUACGGAGGGGUGGCCAGGGAGUGGUUCUUCCUGCUGUCCCAUGAGGUCUUAAACCCCAUGUACUGCCUCUUUGAAUAUGCCGGUAAAGAUAACUACUGUCUCCAGAUCAACCCCGCCUCCUACAUCAACCCUGACCACCUCAAGUAUUUCAAGUUCAUAGGACGCUUCAUUGCCAUGGCUCUUUUUCAUGGAAAGUUCAUCGACACUGGUUUCUCACUGCCGUUUUACAAGCGCAUCCUGAACAAGCCUUUGGCCCUCAAAGACCUGGAGUCAAUAGACCCAGAGUUCUACAACUCCCUCAUAUGGAUCAAGGAUAACGACAUCGAGGAGUGUGGGCUGGAGAUGUUCUUCUCAGUUGACAAGGAGAUCCUCGGGGAAAUCUCCACCCAUGAGCUCAAACCAGGAGGAGGAGACAUCCAAGUCACAGAGGAGAACAAGGAGGAGUAUAUCAGGCUGGUAGCAGAGUGGAGGCUGUCCAGAGGAGUGGAGGAGCAGACGCAGGCUUUCUUUGAAGGCUUCAACGAGGUCCUCCCGCAGCAGUACCUGCAGUACUUUGAUGCUAAAGAGCUUGAGGUUAUGCUGUGUGGCAUGCAGGAGAUCGACCUCACAGACUGGCAAAGAAACACCAUCUACAGACACUACGCUCGAAGCAGCAAACAGAUCAUCUGGUUCUGGCAGUUUAUAAAGGAGAUGGACAAUGAGAAGAGGAUGAGGCUGCUGCAGUUUGUCACCGGUACCUGUCGCCUGCCUGUUGGAGGGUUUGCCGACCUUAUGGGAAGUAAUGGUCCUCAGAAGUUCUGUAUUGAGAAGGUGGGAAAAGAAAACUGGCUUCCCAGAAGUCACACGUGCUUCAACAGACUGGACUUACCCCCCUACAAGAGCUACGAGCAACUGAAGGAGAAGCUGAUGUUUGCCAUCGAGGAGACGGAAGGCUUUGGGCAGGAGUGAGAGAAACCAGGAGACGUCUAGAUAGUGGGUGCAGGAGUCUGAAGGAAUAAAGACUACCAGUAUUCAAAUCAGGGAAGCCUCUUCAGAAAAGGGCGAGUGUUUUGUGCGUUUGUGCUCAUGCAUGCGUGUGUGUGUCUGUGUGUAUGUGAGAGAGACUGUUGCCUGCAUGCUGUAGAAAGGAGCUGGUUUUUGCCUCUGCCGCGUACACCAUGCUCGCAGCAGGCCUCUCGAUGGUUGAUUGGUACAUAGAAAUUUUGUAUUCUUUUAAACCAAAAUACAGAAACUGCUCCUGUCUCUCAGAAUGUGCAGCAAAUUAUGCAUGGGAUCCUGAAAACUCACCUUCUAUGACAUCUGUUCAAUGGGACUGCUGUGGUGUUUCCUCCCCACGUGUGAUCAUGUCAGGCGACGGGGUGGCCCCGAGGUUACAGUCGAAUUCUCACCAACAGAGGGCUCACAGGUUCUGACUGUAGUGUCUUGUCAAGGUGUCUUUAACUACCUGAUGUCUUCUUAUUAAUUUUCUCUGCAUUCAAGCAUUAGGUAAAUGUCCAAGUAUGACAUUUAAAGGCAAGGUUGAGAGGGUCUGCUUUUUCUAAAACAGGGUUAAGUUUUGCCACAAAGCAAACUAUGUUGCUCUAAGAUCGGUGCAUUAGAAUGAGUUGCAUCCACUUUUGGCAUCAUCCACCUCAUCAUGUCCUCAAAUUUGUCCCACUUUCAUCUGCAUCUCUACUUAUGAAUAAAGUGGAUCUUUCUUCGAAGUGAACAGUAACGCACGGCAAUAUAAAAUGAUAGCUUUGACUUAGUGAAUUUAUAAAAAGGGGUUGCUCCAAAUCAAAGCUUAAAUAACAAUCUCGGUGCUUUACAGAUAUUUGGGAGAUAUGCCUAAUAUAAAUAACAACAGAGAUAUGGUUUUGUAUUCCUGGUUCUACAGUAUUUGAUCUGUGAAUCACUUAAUUAUUGUGAAAAGUGUUGUAACCUUCAUUAUUUAUUGUGAUGGGAAAUGUGGAAGACUUCAACAGAACUUAAACUGGCCUUAGUUUUAUAGGGCUGGAGUUUGUACACUGUGAUGUGGAAUUGGGUGUCUUGGAUGAGAGUAUUCUGGCGAAAGUUACACAUCUCAAUAUCACCUUCAAAGACAUUUACACCUUCCUGCUUUUAAUUCAUGGUCUUGUAAAAAAAAAACAAGGCCCUGAGGAUGAAGUAAUAUUUCAAGGUGGUGUUCAGUAUAUUCAGUACUCAAGAUGUACUUAAUGUGUUGGGGAAAAAAAAGUGAAAAACACCAAAUGCGAGUCAAACCAAUUCCAUUUGCGGCAGUUAAGUUUAAACCUCAAAUCACAUUUUGAAUGCGUAAGUUGCAAAACUAAAAGAAAUUGCACGUAGCUCCUCAUACACAUGUAGCAUUUGAAGGUGUUUAAGUCUUUUCUUGCCCCACAGCAAGCCACAAUUAAUAAGCAAAAUGAAUACAAGUUUUAUGAGUUUAGGAAUCUCAGUUAAAAAGACGCAGUGUGGUGUGAAAAACUUCACCUUUUACACUUAAAGUAACCAUUUACCUCUCAGUAUUUACACAUCAUAAUAGGCAAAAUUCCCAUCUUUUCAGUAUCACAGACAAAGAUAUCGCUUUAAAAUUCCUGAGAGUGAAAUAAUACUUGUAGCAAUGUUUUUUUUUUUAGGUGUUUUCAAAAUGUGAUUUUAGGUAAAGAUUCUCCCUCUGGUUUUGCUCUCGGAUCACAAGAACAGCUUGUUUUGUUUGUGCACAUAGAAACCUCCAGAUGCUUUGCCAUUGUGGAAUCUAACGUUGAGUGUGUAAAGAAUCGGCCUUUAGAUGAUAACCGCAAAACACUUGUUUGGUUUGGCUGAUGUUAACAACAUCUGAUCGACAAUAACAGAGUCAAAGAAGAUAAUCUCAUUUAUCUAUACGAAAUAAAAACAGCAGGUUGUGUGAGUGCUCAUUUUGGGGUGUCGUUUUGAAUGAAUGGAUUACACACUGAAAAGACAGGCACGAUUACUGAGGAACAUCUUCAGGUGUUGUUAGUCUGACAAAGCACAGCACUUUUUAAAAAAUCCCCCUCCACUUUCUUGCAGCUUGUGGAGCGUCCAGUCCUGGUUGUUAGCAACGCUAGGCUCUUUGUUCCCACAUGUGUGGUGAGGUGGUCUUUGCUGUUAGUCAUUAGCCUUCAGGUAGCCUUAUUUCAACCCUCACGCAUCAGGUAUCUUUUUAGCCACUUGAUGCCAGCAGAGAUGAUCAACUUUGUGGGCUCUACAGUCAAAUUAAUAUUCUGGACUGAGGCUCUCUUCAGUCCUACUUGACCCUGCUGCGGAAAAGAAACCAGACCAAGAGGGGUUCGAUAAGUUAUUUUGAAGAAAUUGCACCAGUGUGGAAAAGCUAUAACAUUUCAGCUGAUGACACGUGGCCUGUUUUGACGGCUAAUUGUGACCAUAGCUGAGAUAACAACUACUGAGACAAAGUCGGUGUUAUAUAAUGAAUGUAUCAUGAAGAAACGUUGAUUGAUACCCCUGAUGCAGAGUGUCGUUUUAAUCUUGUUCUGGGUCGAUCACAUUAAAAUCCCGGGGACAUGGCACUUAAGCAAACAUGUAAAUAUCAUAAUUCACCUUCUUUUUUUCUCCAGAAUUUUCCAUGUAUUACUAAACCACUGUCACUCUUCUGUAUAGGAAAACAAGUUGUAAAUGGUGUCAAUAACAAAUUUUCUUUUGUAAAAGAAAGGUUUUAAUAAGAGGUUUAUGGUAACACUAUAUUUUCUUUUCCCUGGUUAAUUUCUGAUGUACAUGAAAGAUGUGUAAUAUGGAAAUUGUCACCUUAAUAAAUCUAAAAUGUG
Messenger RNA from Chelmon rostratus (copperband butterflyfish), 5653 nucleotides. It is a transcript of the gene itchb, whose product is annotated as itchy E3 ubiquitin protein ligase b. The coding region runs from base 156 to 2822 and encodes 888 amino acids. The record is from RefSeq and is a predicted model, not a curated record. Gene Ontology annotation, biological process: protein K48-linked ubiquitination; protein K63-linked ubiquitination; ubiquitin-dependent protein catabolic process. The transcript has 24 exons. Gene Ontology annotation, molecular function: protein binding; ubiquitin protein ligase activity. Lineage: Eukaryota; Metazoa; Chordata; Actinopteri; Chaetodontiformes; Chaetodontidae.